This is a messenger RNA of Amphimedon queenslandica, 1678 nucleotides long. Its product is annotated as protein ERGIC-53-like. Gene Ontology annotation, molecular function: D-mannose binding. The record is from RefSeq and is a predicted model, not a curated record. Gene Ontology annotation, cellular component: endoplasmic reticulum-Golgi intermediate compartment; COPII-coated ER to Golgi transport vesicle; endoplasmic reticulum membrane. The transcript is spliced from 12 exons. Bases 73 to 1485 code for a protein of 470 amino acids. Gene Ontology annotation, biological process: endoplasmic reticulum to Golgi vesicle-mediated transport. Lineage: Eukaryota; Metazoa; Porifera; Demospongiae; Haplosclerida; Niphatidae.
AUUAAAGAGCGCGAGGACACUCACGAUUUUUCUUUUGUGAGCAGACAACGGGGCUCGCCACCAGUGAAUAGAAUGGCUCUCAGAUCUUUUAGAAAUUUAUCAAUUUUACUAUUAAUAUUCUUCCUCUCUUGUCUGAUGGUGAGAGGUGAGAGAGAUUUCGAGCUACUGAAGAGAUCAAAGCAAAAGUUCAUGUUCAAACAUAGCUUCAAGCCACCAAUGAUAGUAAAUGCUAAAGGACAGAUACCAUUCUGGGACCAUGGAGGAGAUGCUUUACCAACCGAUGAGCAAGUAAGGGUGUGUCCGUCGAUCCAGGACAGGAAAGGCUGGGCAUGGAACAAAUACAUGUUUGAGGGCCAGCACUGGACGAUUGAUACUACAUUCAGCAUCGCUGGAAGGAACACUUAUGGAGCUGAUGGAAUGGUGUUUUGGUUUACAACGGAGAGGUAUGUCGAUGGAGGUAACAUGUUUGGAAGCUCACCUGCUUUUCAUGGGAUGGGUAUUGUCAUUGAUACCUUUGACAAUGAUCAACAGGGUGACAGUCCAAAGGUAUCUCUCUAUGUCAGUAAUAAAACACUUGAUUAUAAUCACGGAACUGAUGGGUCUAACCAAGAGCUAAGCUUUUGCUUAAGACAAGUUCGUAACCAGCGAUAUCCAACCAAAAUGAAAGUCUUUUAUGUUAAGAAAACUCUAGAAGUUUGGUUUCAAGAUGCCUCUGACAAUAAGUCUGACCAUUAUAACCUUUGUUUGAGAAAUGAAGGAGUAUAUCUACCUGCCACUGGCUAUUUCGGUAUAUCAGCAGCCACUGGUGGAUUAUCAGAUGAUCAUGAUGUUAUGUCAUUUGUUGUUCACAGUAUUACUAUACAGGAACAGGAAAGGAUGGAGGAAAUUGAUAAAACUCAUGCUGAACGAUUACAACAAUAUGUUAAAUUCUCCGAAGAUUUUGAGGGCAAACGACAAGAUACACUACCCACUAGGACUCAGGAAGAUUGGCAAAUUCGACUUAAUCUCGAGGAAAAUGUUAGAAUGAUUUACGACUUGCAAUCGGGGGCAUCGCGUGACCUUAAAAUACUCAUUUCUAAGGUGAACGAUCUAUCCUUAGUAAGAUCAACCAGCACUGGUGGUGCUGCUAACAUUGGAAUCACUGAUGACAAGAUGACUGCAUUAGAAGGACGAUUGAGCCAUCACAUAAACGAACUAAAGACUCAUAUUACUAGUGGAGGAGGAGGAGGGGGAUUAACUGCUAGUGAACAGCUGCAACCUUUUUAUGAGCUGAGAGAAAGCAUUAAAGACUUGAAGAAAACGAUCGAGACAGCCCAAGAGAACAUUCAACAGGAGAUUCGCUCAAGUCCAUGUCCUGAAGUAGCCCCACAGUCCUGUCUCUCGGCCGGACUGUUCAUUUUCAUUAUUUUGAUACAAUCGGCUACUUUCAUUGCUUUCUUUGUUAUCAAGUACAAUCAGGAGAGUAGGGCUAAGAAAUUCUUCUAGGAGCACAAUGGCAUUGUUAAUUAUUAUUAUUAUUAUUUCCAUUUACUGCUAGUUGUACAUGAUAGUCAUCUCAUUUCAUCCUUGUAAUUAUUAUUAUUAUUAUUAUUAUUAUUAUUAUUAUUAUAUUUGUUAUUUUUGUCUUGAAGAAUUAUUUUCUUUUCUGAGACACAAGCUCCCUGAUGCUUGCUUCUGA